UUUCUGUUUGACAUCACUAUCACCGGGUCAUUCUUUUAUCGUUUUCUCAUCACUAUUUGUCUAUGCCGUAUAGUGUCAUGUGUACCAAAUUGCUUGUUAUUGUGUCUAGCUUUUGCUUGUCUGCUGUCUGUCGGCUUUGAUUCAUCAGCCAGUUUAUGUCAAUGUUUCGAAAAUGAGUGGCGUUAGGUUAGAGGUACUUUGGUCCCCAGUACACCCUGAUAAGUUUGUCACUUGGGGUACAGAUAUAAAUCUCUUUGAGGUUAAACCAAUCAAAGAUGCUCCCCAAUCAAGUUUCAAGAUAUCUGAAACUACUGUUGCCCAUCGCUUGGCCUCUAACUCUAGUUCCCCUUAUGUCAAAUGUGUUGACAUAUACCCUCACCAUGAGGCCGACGUAUUGUUAGCUCUUGGACAGAUCAAUGGAAAAGUUGUUUUGACUACUUUUGGACCGACAGUUUUUGACUGUCUUGGUCUGGCAGGGAAAGAACUAGUACCACGUCAUGGACGUCAGUGUAACACUGUAGCAUGGAAUCCAUCAGAAUCGAAUCUUAUUGCUGCUGGCCUGGAAAAACAUCGCACAGACCAUUCAGUACUCCUCUGGGACUUACAACGUUGUCCACACUCUAAUGGCCACUCAUCUCACCAUGCUCCAUCAUCUAUGGAACCAACACGCCCAAGCGCUGAGCUUGGUUUGUCCGAAACUGCCCACUCCCUAGCAUGGCUGAGAGGUCAACCGCGCUGUCUAAUGGUUGGAUUAAAUAACAAGCAUUUAAAAUUAUUUGACUUUAGAGACCCUGGAAGAGCAGUAAGUUCUACCCCUACCAAGGCUGUUUAUGGCCUAGCAGUGGACCCACAAGCAGAUCACAGACUUGCAUCUUUUGUUGAAAACCAAAUUUAUGUUUGGGAUACUCGCAAUUUUGAGAAACCAGUGCUCUUUCUGUCUCAAAACAAACCAGUGUCAAAAGUUUCAUGGUGUCCUACUAGGAACAACCUUUUGGGCACUCUUCAACGUGACAGCACAUGUAUUGGCUUGUACGAUAUUCAGCCUACUAUGGUUGGUAAUGAUGAAGUAGAGCCAUCUUUUUUGGAACGGGCUGUGCUACCUGGUGUGACAGGAGUAGUUGGAGGGGUUCAAGCUUCUGCAGCUGGAGCAAUCACAUCAUUUUCCUGGCAUCCAACUCAUGAAAACCGACUUAUCAACAUAAAUUUGUCAGGUAAUUUGACUGACUACACUGUAUUUGAGAGAAUCACUUUGAACUGGUCUCCCAGUAAUCAUAUUGUUUGGACUCAUGGAUGGAGGACACUCAAAACUGUCUGUGAUAAAGAUCCUAUAUAUAGUACUAUUGACAAUGAAGCCAUGCUCAUUAAGAAAAGAGCACUGUCUGGUUAUGGGUUAAGUACUAAUCUUGAAGAAAAUGGGGAUUUAGCUGAAAGCAAAGAUCUGAAACGCCUAUGGAGGUGGUUACAACUCAGUGCAACUCUGGUUGAAGAGGGUUUGGUUCCAAACAAUAACACUGGACACCCUGGUGUGAGAUCGGUUUUAAAAAAGCCUGAGGGAAGUCAACCUACUGGGAGUGAGACCUCUAACGCACACGGACCAUGGGCUGAAAUAAAUGCUUGCCACAUCAGUGCCAGAGUAUAUAGGAGUGAAGAACGUGAACAUGCCCUUCAGUUGUGUGGAUGGUCUUUGGACAGAGAUCAGUUUCUCGGGCAGUUAGAAUCAGCAGGCUACUAUUCCAGAGCUGCAGCUAUUGCAGUUUUUAAUCUUCGAUUACCACAAGCUGUUAAUAUAUUAAGGAAAGGUGCUGAACAUCCCCGCACCACUUCGCCUGCAAACCUAAAUAUUGUUGCCGUAGCCCUGUCAGGUUUUUCUGAUGAUAAAACAAGCAUGUGGAGACAGCAGUGUAUUGCCUCAAAACAAUAUCUCACUGAUCCAUACCUCAGAGUUAUGUUUGCAUUCCUUACUGCAGAAAGUGAGAGUUAUGAGGAAGUUUUGGAAGAGAAUGAAGUCACUGUUGAAGAUCGAGUUGCAUUUGCUUGUUGUUUCUUAUCAGAUGUAAAGCUAUCAGAAUACCUCCGUAAUUUGACUGCAAAGUUAACAGAUGAGGGAGAUCUUGGAGGAAUUCUUUUAACUGGAACGACGCUGGAGUGCAUUCCUUUACUUCAACGCUUUUUGGAUAGAACAGGGGACAUUCAAAGUAUAAGUUUCAUUGCUGCAAGGGCAUUUCCUCCACAUUUAUUGAAAGAAGAUAGCGUGCAAGAAUGGAUAUCAAAUUAUCGCAAUUUACUGGAUAGCUGGAAAUUAUGGACUCAAAGGGCUCACUUUGACAUAGCAUUAAGUGCCAGAACUGAGUCUGAUAAACCACCCCAACAAGUUUUUGUCUCGUGUAAUUUUUGUGCGAAAAGUGUUUCAGCUUUUAUGCAGGGACGGGGCAGAGGGUUGUUUGCAAGGGUGCCAAACAAGUCGAAGGUGUGUAAGAUAACUUCUUGCCCUAACUGCCGUAAACCUCUUCCACGCUGUUCCAUUUGUCUUUUAAAUAUGGGAUCUGCAUCUGGAGCCUACAGUGUGAAAGCGGGAAGUACAACAAACAGAACUAUUGAGCCAGGGUCUAACUCAGACAAAUUAGCAGAGUUUGCUAAUUGGUUCACAUGGUGUCAGUCUUGUCGGCAUGGUGGCCAUGCCUCUCACAUUAUGCAUUGGUUCAGUGAACAUUUGGAAUGCCCAGUGACAGCCUGUGCUUGUCGCUGUAUGUCUCUGGACUUUGCUGCAAAAGUUAUUUCUGUACCUGUAGUGUA
Molecule: messenger RNA, 2793 nt
Organism: Frankliniella occidentalis (western flower thrips)
Lineage: Eukaryota; Metazoa; Arthropoda; Insecta; Thysanoptera; Thripidae
Gene: mio
Product: GATOR complex protein MIOS-B
Biological process (GO): positive regulation of TORC1 signaling; cellular response to amino acid starvation
Cellular component (GO): cytoplasm
Molecular function (GO): protein binding
Source: RefSeq, a predicted model, not a curated record